This is a messenger RNA of Adineta ricciae, 645 nucleotides long. The record is from the annotation of a GenBank genome assembly. Lineage: Eukaryota; Metazoa; Rotifera; Eurotatoria; Adinetida; Adinetidae.
AUGCGGUGGGCUUUAGUGGUGGUAGCUGCUUAUGGAUUAUUUGUCGCCUUGAUCGUAAGGUUUAUGCCAUCAGAUCGUAUGCAAAUCGAUAUUCCCGUAAACCACAAAUAUUCGGACCAAGCACGGAAGAUCAUGAAAAAUGAACGGUUUCAAUCAAUCCACUCGAAAUCCACGGCGUCACUCGAAAUUGUCCAGAAUGAAAAUCUCAAUACUUACAUACAGUUACUCCUGGAAGAACAUAAGAAUUCUGGCAAAGAAAUAUAUAACUUUAUUGCGCGAAUUCCUCAUACCCAAGCGGGCCAAAAAAUUUUUACAAUAGCGCCGACUGGAUGGCAAAGCUCUUAUUCGCUUGUCCUCAUUGCACACAAGAAAUACGACGAUUAUCAUAAAAUUCUUCUUUCCAGCGUAUCUAGAGAAGCGACAAUAUCGAUUUGGAGCAAAAUAUUUUCGCCUCUUAAGCUGUUAUUCGGUAUGACGGUGAGUGAUCAUCAACAAAUCGAAGAAAUCCUUGCAGGUUCAUAUAAUAACCAAAACAAAGCAAUGUUACACCAGAUGAUGACGUAUAUAAUGACUGAUCACAUUCAAGCUCAUUUCGAUAAUGAUGUGCAAAUUAAUUUUGUAGUGAACAAGAAUUUGCUCAUGUGA